GAUUGGCUGGCUGGGGACUCGGCCGCUGGGGACAGCGCGGCGGCCACUCUGGUCCCUGUCCCGUCCUUUGGGCCUCGAUCCCUCGGCUGCAGGCUCUAUGGUGCUGGCCACGACAUGUGGCGCCUGACAGGGAUCCUGGGGCGAGCUCUUCCCCGCCUGCUGGGACCUGGCUUCCGAGGGGUAACGCCCAAACCCACCAGUUCAGAUGGGCCUCAGACAACCUCCCCUACCCUGCCCCUCCCUAGGCUCAGCUUUGACAGAUCAGGCUCCCACGGUUCAAAGAGGAGCAGGGACCCAAAGUGCUGUGGAUGGAAAGAUGCCUUUCACUGGAUGUCUGCUCAUGUCUCCCCAAACACAUUGCGGGACGCCAUCUCAUGGGGCACUCUGGCGGUGCUGGCCUUGCACCUGGCGAGGCAGAUCCACUUCCACGCCCCUCUGGUAGCAGGACCUCAGCCAGCUGAACGCUCUUGGCACAGUCCCCUGUACCGCUUCCUCUCCUCUUCCUGGUGGCACCCACACUCCUCACUUCGGAGGCAUGUUCUUCCCAGUCCUGACUGCCCAGCUCCCAGGAACACUGGCCUCAGGGAACCAAGGCAGGGCCAGGAAGAACCCUCAGCUCGUUCCCAGUGCCUUCCCUCAGAUAGCUCCCUGAGAUCUGGACUUCUGAAUCUGCCUGAAGAAGAGCCCAGUGACUUUGACUUCCUGCAUGCUAGCAGGGACUUCACAUCCCAGGCAAAGGCAGCCGAGGCCCAUCCCCCUGGAGGAAAAAAUGAACAAGACAAGGCCAAGGCUCUUCCUCUGGAGGAGGCUGUGACUUCCAUUCAGCAACUCUUUCAGCUCAGUGUAGCCAUCACUUUCAACUUCCUGGGGACAGAGAACAUAAAGACGGGGGACUACACGGCAGCCUUUUCCUACUUCCAGAAAGCUGCAGACCGUGGCUACAGCAAAGCACAGUACAAUGUGGGCCUGUGUCUCGAGCAUGGCAGAGGCACCCCCAGGGACCUCAGCAAGGCUAUCCUCUUUUACUAUCUGGCUGCCAUCCAGGGCCACAGCCUGGCUCAGUACCGCUAUGCCAGGUGCCUGUUGCAAAGUCCAGGCUCUUUGUCAGACCCUGAGCGAGAGAGGGCAGUCUCUCUGCUGAAGCAGGCUGCAGACUCUGGCUUGACCGAGGCCCAAGCUUUCCUUGGGGUGCUCCUUACUAAGGAACCACACCUGGAUGAACAGAGAGCAGUAAAAUACCUCUGGCUGGCGGCCAGCAAUGGGGACUCUCAGAGCAGAUUCCACUUGGGAAUUUGCUAUGAGAAGGGCCUUGGUGCACAGAGGAAUCUAGGAGAGGCCGUGAAGUGCUACCAGCAGGCAGCAGCUAUGGGGAAUGAACCUGCCCGGGAGAGGCUUCGGACCCUCUUUAACGUGGAAGCAGCAGGGCCGAGCCACCUGGCCACGACAGGACUGAAGUCUUUCUCCAGCCCCUCCCUCUGCAGCCUGAACACCCUGUUGGCUGGUGCCUCAGGCCUCCCUCAUGCCUCAAGCACUGGGAACCUCGGCCUCCUCUGCAGAAGUGGCCAUCUUGGAGCCAGCCAUGGUGCCCCCAGCAGAGCUAUACCAUCCUUGGAAAGGAGUCUCGUAAGACUGGGUUUUGGCUAAGACCUCCUCCUUAAAGAUGGAGCCUGAGAGUUCUCAGAGAUACCACAAUUUGAGUCCCAAAGAAGAGGCCAGUUCACUACUUACCUUCCCAGGAACCAUCAGCACCUCCCCGGCACCAUAAGGGAGAGGACCGUGUGUAAAGACCCGGGCUUUGGCUGCGCCUCCUGGAAGCAGUGACUGGAUGUCUACCACAUCUCCUCAGUGGUGACUGAGGGCUCCUGCCUUAAAGGAGCUGCAUUGAGAUGCAGCCAUUUCACCGUAGAAAGAAUCUUACUCCUGCUUAGGUUCCUGAAGACAGACUGGUGCCCACAGUUCCAUGGCCCUAAGAACCACCAGGCCGCUGGGCAUGGUGAGACACACCCAAUCCCAGCAUUUGGGAGGCAGAGGCAGGCAGAUAUCUAUGAGUUUGAGGCCAGCCUGGUCUACCAGGUGAGUUCCAGGAUAGCCAAGGCUUGUUAUACAGAGAAACCCUGUCUCAAAUCUCCACCACCACUACCCCCCCAAAAAAAGAAGAAGAGGAGGAGGAAGAAGAAGAAGAAGAGGAGUCACUAGGUCAAGAUGAGGAUCAAAGCUGACAUUGUGACUCCAGCCAAGACUUCAGGUCUACCAGUUCACACUGCAUUGUUAUCUGAAAACAUUGUCAUCACCCUGCAGAUCAGUGGAGAUUAGGCACCUGGAGUCUUGGAGCCAGAGAGUGGAGACCAUGAGUUCUUUUGGGGAAAGGUCAGGUAGGGAUAUACAAGUGUUUAAUAAAACAGAUGGUAGAUUAUC
This is a messenger RNA of Mus caroli (Ryukyu mouse), 2415 nucleotides long. RefSeq names its product DAP3 binding cell death enhancer 1 (gene Dele1). The record is from RefSeq and is a predicted model, not a curated record. Gene Ontology annotation, biological process: extrinsic apoptotic signaling pathway via death domain receptors. Gene Ontology annotation, molecular function: protein binding. NCBI's taxonomy places the organism in Eukaryota, Metazoa, Chordata, Mammalia, Rodentia, Muridae. Gene Ontology annotation, cellular component: mitochondrion.